GUAACCAGUUUACCGCGCGCAGUCCUUUCAUCUACAUCUCGUAUGAGCGAUUCCUUAUAUCGCGAUUUGAAUUUGAAUUUGAAUUUAAAUUUAAAUCAGUUAAAGUCCCAGCCAUUGGAUAAAUGAAAAAAAUCUUUACCUAAAUUACAAUUAAAUAAAUAAAGUUUAAAAUUUUUAUGAUGCUGGAUAAAAAAAAAGUGAAUUUCAAAUAUUUAAAUUUUGAAAUUUAAUUAAAACGAUACGCGAUGAAGGUCAAGUGGAUGGGAGUGAUACAAUUAGUACUGGUAUCAUCAGUUUGUGCGAUAGAAGUAAGAAGCACUGAAUCUAGUGAAGAAUAUUUGCGCAAAGUGAUGAUUGAACUUCAAGGAUUACAAUCACCGUCAAUUACCGGCUAUCAUAAUUUUAAUCCACAUUUUUUGGCGGGUAAAAGAUACUCGAGGACUAAUGCCAAUAUUUUGACAGUUCAUCAAGACGAUUCGAGGCACAACGGAUACCCUCCGAAAAAAAGUGAACAAAUUAUCGUUGAAGCUUCUAAUCAAUAUUACCCACAAAUGUCGCGGCCAAUAGUAGUUCCGGAUCAGACUAAAAUUCAAAAUCCACCUCUCGGUUUUACUAAAAAUGAAUUAGCGAUGAUGUAUAACCAGGCGUUGCAGUCAGGUAAUGCAAUAUCUUUGCCUGGAUUAAAAAAUUCAUUGGAAUCUGGACAAAUACCUUCAGUUGUUGGUAAUUAUUUACAUCUUCCCAAUGCUGAUAAUCAACAGCAAACGUUUGCGUAUUAUUUUUAUCCAUUGAAAUCAUUUAUGGACAAUCUUCAAAAUAAUAACGGAUAUAAAACGAUAAACGACUUGACGCCAGCGCAGUCGGGACAUCAAGAAUCCCAGAAGCAGAUAAUAAUAAACCCGCUUUUUAUGGCAAUCAGCAGCUUUGUCGGCAUGGCAUUGGUAUUUAUGCUCGGUGUUAUCGUUCUUCCGCGGAUUUUAGGUGAGUUUAGAUCUCGGAUAGUACAUGAUGAGCUUCUGAAUCUCACGACGACUGUCAACGAGGCAAUUGACAAGUACAACUACACAACAACGAGGCCGAAGACACCAUUCAGUGAAGCUAUGGUGGGAAUUAAAACUAGACCGGUGCAACGCGUCAAGCGAAAAAAAAUUCAUCGCAAUAGAAAUGUAAAGACUGUAUAAAAAAUAUAUAUAUAUAUAUACGUACAUGUAUGUGUUACUUGAUUGAUGCAAGUUCCGUAUAUUUAUAAUACUUAAUAUAUAAAGUUAUACACUGAGAAAAAAAUCUCUUCGAAUCCUUGUAUAUAUUUAAAUUUUUCAAUCUGAUAUAUUUUUGGUAAAAAAUUUUAAGAUUUCAUUCAAAAUAAUUUUCUUAAUCCAAACUUAUGUUUACUUCAAAAUAUUUUUAUAUUUUUUUUGCAGGAGUGUAAAUAAAUUUGAAUUUCUUUGGUCAAGAAAAUUUUUCUUUGCACUGGAUAUCUUGGCGGAUACAAAUUGCGGCAUUUUACGGUAAACGUAAGGUAUUCUACGGCAAUUGUGUGGUAUUUUUACCGUAAAUUUAUAAUAAGAGAACGGUAAUUUACUGUCACAUUGCGGCAAGCCUGGGGUAAUUUUCCGUUAAGUGAAGUACCGCAGAGUAAAAAGUCGAAAAAUAAAAAAGCAUACGGUACUUACGGUAAAAAUGCCGCAUUUUACCAUAAAUUGCGGCAAACUUACCAUAAAAAUACCGUAUUUUACGCGGAAUUACCGUAAUUUGCCGUAAAAUAAUGACAAGUCUGGGGUAAUUUUCCGUAAAGUGAAGUACCGUAGAGUAAAAUCUUUAAAAAUAAAAAAGCAUACAGUGUUUACGGUCAAAAUUCCACACUUUACCGUAAAUUGCGGCAAAUUUGCCGUAUAAAUACCACAUUUUAGAAAAUUACGGAACUUUACCGUAGUAAUUUACGAUCCUGAAGUUAGCAGACAGUCACAAAUUUUCGGAUUUUUUUUUUUCAACAAAUCAAUUAAAAAAAAAAAAAAAAUGCACUUGUAGAAAAUUCAAAAAACUACAAGUGCAAUUUUUUCAAAUAUUUAUUUUUUUACAAUUUAUUGUUUAAAAUAAAAUCCAAAAAUUAUUAGACGUCAGCUGACUUCAGGAUCAUUAAUUUACGAUCCUGAAGUUAGCAGACAGUCACAAAUUUUCGGAUUUUUUUUUUCAACAAAUCAAUUAAAAAAAAAAAAAAAAAAAAAAUGCACUUGUAGAAAAUUUUAAAAACUACAAGUGCAAUUUUUCAAAAUAUUUUUUUUUUUACAAUUUAUUGUUUAAAAUAAAAUCCAAAAAUUAUUAGACGUCAGCUGACUGCAGUAUCAUAGUAAUUUACCGUAAUUCAAAUCCGCCAGGAUUUAAAAUUAACAAUGCAAUAAUUUAUAUCGAUUACUCGAAAAAAUAUUGAUUUUCACAAAAGUUAUGUUUUUUCUCAGUGCAAAACUCAUUCUUUAAUUUAUUACAGCAAAAUAAUUAAAAUAGUAAAAUAAACGACUGAUUUUUUUGUCUUAUAAUUAAUAUUUAUUUAUUUUUUAAAUUGUUUUAAAAACGUUACUUUACAAAACUCUCCAGCGUUCUCGCACACGUGACAACAAUAUGUGAAAUAAUUAUUUUAGUUAAUUAUCAACUUUUUUUUUUUUUCACAAAUCCACUGUAUUGAUUAAUCACGUAAACAAAAAAGAGAAAAAUACAAGCAAUGAAAAUUGCUCAGUCGAUUUUUAUCUUUUGUCCUUUCGUUAUUUUUUCUCUUUACAUUUACAAUUAUUAUUUCACUCGGUGUUACUAUCAUUUGUAUAUUUUAUUUAUUUAUUUAUUCAUAGCAAAUAAUGCCACUUAAUUCUUCAUUUGUUGAGUACAAGAAAAUAUAUUUCGAAUAUAAGAAGAAAAAAUUAAAUUUAUAAAAAAUUAUUGAGUUACUUUCGAGUUGAUCGAAAAAUCUGAUUACUGAUCGCUAAGAUGAGGUAGAGAUUCACCAUUUUAUUUAAAUUCAUUAUUUAUAAAUAAUUGUACGCACAAAUGAAGAAUCUCGCAUUAAUUAAUGCGUCAACUAGUAGCAUUUUUUAGUUUCAUUAUUUCAUUUCUGCCAUUUCUUGAUCAUAUUAAUACUGCUAAAUAAAAUUUUAAUGAAUUUUUUUAUGAUAAAGAGACGAUCUGGUCUCCGUAAUAACCAUUUUUUUUUUUUUUCAAUUGGUAAUUUAUUUAAUAUUCCUUGGGGCUCAUAAAUUUGCGGUUAACAAAAUAUUCACAAGCAUAAAUACUGAUUAUUGUACAUUCGUUUUAGAGCCUUUAGAUUUUUUUUCUACACUUUUAGAAUCAGACAGGAAUAGUACAUUCCAAUAACUUAUUAAUUUUACAGUAAAAAAAAAAAAUUAAUUUACAAUACUUUAUGUAUAUAUCAGACUGUCCAUUUAAAAUUGAUUUUUUUUGUCCCAUACAAAAAUUACAUUGUCUGUAACAUGAAAAAAAUUGGGUAUCAAAUUCGGCCCUCCCUCAGUUACAAAACGCGCGCUCACUUAUAAGAUUUCCCAUUUAAAAAACAUAGUAAAUUUUUUUUGAACUUUGAAAUUAACUCGUUAACGGAUCAAUAAAUUGAAGUGACCAUACAUAUUUUUGUAGAUAAUUGAAUGCUCUACAAAAAAGGUCUCUUACAAUUUUUUUAUAAAUCCAACUUUUCAAAAGUUAUUUAAGUUUGAAUUCAAAUUUUUCCCGCAAAAUUAUCAGUAUCAUUGCAAAGUGUCACAGGAGCUUGUAGAUAAUUUUUUUUUGCAAUCAGGAUGUUAUUUAAUAAUUUUUUAAUUUCACACUUCAAAAAUUACAGUUUCACAAAUUAAUUAUUCGAGAAAAAAACUGAAACUUUCGUAAAAAAGUAACUUUUGAUCUGUUAGAUUUUAAAAAAAAUUGAGAUCUUUUUUGCACAGCGAUUUUCUAAAAAAAUAUCCGGUCAUUUCAAUAAAAUUUCAAAGUGAAAAAAAAUUUUUCCCAUGUUCUGUACAUGGGAAAUUUUAUUUAAGCGAGCGCGCGUUUUGUGGAUGACCACAACUUGGUACCCAAUUUUUUUGUUACAUUCGACGUAACUUUCGUAUGGGGCCGAAAAAAAAAUCGAUUUUAUUUGACAGUCUAAUAUACAUACAUGUUUACAUAUAAAUAUAUAUAAAAAUGAAUUACCAGCAGUUGAAUGAUAGCACAUAUGGCAACACAUAAAGCAGAUCUAUAGUUUUUUGUUGUAUUUAUUUUUAUAAAAAGGCUGUAUGUAUUUUAACGAGGUAAUUUAUUCAGGCAUGCAUUAAAAUGUAACGUAAAUGUUAAUAUAAUUAUUUUAUACAAUUAAUCACCUUUAUUGGUGGGUUAAAAAAUAAUUGAACAAAAUAAAAUAAAACAAAACCUAGUGAAUUAGACAAUAAAUUAGCAACUUUGUGGUAUAAAAAGCAUAACAGUAUGAAAAUACAACUGUUUACCUCAAGUAUUAUAUAUAUCAUUUACAUAUAUGUUUUGUGUAAUUGAGAUAACAUUAUAAAUAUGAGCUAAUUAUAUUAGGUAUUGUAUACAUUAAAAAAAAGUGUUAAAAAAAAAAAAUGAUCGCGUUUAUUGACCGCGCAACAGACGAAAUAAAUGGAAUGAAAAGCAUGAAAUAAUAAUAAAAUUAAAUGAUAUAAUUUAUAAGCGAUAAAAAUAUUAUCGAUGCUUGGUAGUAAAAAUGAUAUUACGAUUGUCUCUCAUUUAAAAAAGACCAAUUACUAUAUAUAUAUAAAUAUAUAUAAUUAUUUUUAGCAGCGCGCGUGCUGGAGUUAUUUAAUUGACUAGAAAACAAUGAACAAAUAAAAAACAAAAACAUUUAUAGCAAAUAUACAAUAAGGGCGUGUUCAGAAAUACACUCUGGAGGUGAAAAAUUACCUAUCUAGGUGUGAUUAGUACCUUUGUAAUGUUAAAUCGCACCUCUGGUUCGACCAGAGGAUAUUUCUGAACGCAGGAAUUGAAUAUUUUCUCUUCCAGAGUGUGUUUCUGAACAAGCCCCAAUUGUGAUAAUUAACAAUAGACGCAAAAAAAAAUUAAUAAUGACAAAAUGUCUAAUUAAUUAAUUAAUAGUAAAUUCGAAAUACAUGUCGUUGUUUUUAAAUUUCAUAUAAUUUUAGUCGUAUAAAAAUGUGACCAUUUAUUUAUUGUAUAUAAUUAAAAAAAAAAUAAUAAAGCUCUCAUUUGUGCUUCGUAACUGAGCUCUUGUAAAAAGGGGCUCGUCUGGGAGACUCCGUAAAAAAUGGCUGUGUAAUUAAAGUUCGAAAAUAAUUCGAAUUUCAUAAUUACACUAUCAGUCUUUCCCUAUUAUUUCUAUUUAUUUUUUUCUUAUUAAAAAAAAAACAUUUAAAAAAAAAUAUAUACUAAUACAUGAAUAAUCCGUCGCACGCACGCAUACUCAAUAUUUUCAUUUAAUCAGACCCAUUAUAUUUAUAUAUAUAUUUAUAUAAUAUUAAUGUAUAAAUCUGACAAUCACGAAAUUUAUAUUGUAUAUUUUUUAAUAUGUAUAAUUAUUUACAAUUUACGAUGAAUGUGUUAUUUUAUGGCAAUAAUAAAAAUUACGAUUUUUU
Molecule: messenger RNA, 5600 nt
Organism: Microplitis mediator
Lineage: Eukaryota; Metazoa; Arthropoda; Insecta; Hymenoptera; Braconidae
Exons: 3
Coding region: 246-1181 (311 amino acids)
Source: RefSeq, a predicted model, not a curated record